Rhagoletis pomonella (apple maggot) is the source of this 900-nucleotide messenger RNA. Its product is annotated as mitochondrial import inner membrane translocase subunit Tim22. Gene Ontology annotation, cellular component: TIM22 mitochondrial import inner membrane insertion complex. Lineage: Eukaryota; Metazoa; Arthropoda; Insecta; Diptera; Tephritidae. The transcript has 4 exons. Bases 123 to 704 code for a protein of 193 amino acids. The record is from RefSeq and is a predicted model, not a curated record. Gene Ontology annotation, molecular function: transmembrane protein transporter activity. Gene Ontology annotation, biological process: protein insertion into mitochondrial inner membrane.
CUGCUUCAAACAGCUGAUUCUUUUGACAGCUCACAUGGAUUAUGAAAAAAGAAGGUAUAAUUUCCCAUAAUUGAGCUGUUUAAAAUAAAAGAUUUAAGUGAAUUUAUUUCUACAUAUAUAACAUGACAACUGCAUCAGACUCACAGAAAAAUGGUGAUAAACGCGUGUUUUUUGAGAAUGCCCAAAUGGAUUCAAUGGCACAGCAUUUUGUGGGCAAUCUUUACAGAUACCGCGAAAAUAUCGUGAUACCAACGAGCAAUGGGCCAAUACAAAUCAAAACCAACGAAGAGAAAAUGAUUGAGAAGACAGUGGAAAGCUGCGCCUUCAAGUCUAUCACUGCCUGCGUGAUGGGUUACGGUUUAGGUGCUGCUAUUGGUCUAUUCAGCGCGUCGGUCAAUCCAAGCCUCACAGAUCCACUGCUGCACGAAAAGAAACAAAGCGUACGUGAAAUUUUACGUGACAUGCGUAAGACGACACAUGGCUAUGCGAAGAAUUUCGCUAUGAUUGGAAUGGUGUUCUCUGGUGUUGAAUGCACGAUCGAAAGUUAUCGCGGUGUAACCGAUUGGAAAAACGGCACAUACGCGGGUGCAGUUACUGGAGGUUUGAUUGGUUUGCGUGCUGGCUUGAAGGCAGGCAUUGUUGGCGCUGCUGGUUUCGCCGCAUUUUCCACAGUUAUUGACUAUUAUAUGCGACAUAGGCUGUAGUGUAAUUUGCAGAAAGGUACAAAGCGUAGCGAAUAUAGUGAGAACACAAAUGUGUAUACAUAUUAAACGAGCUGAAAAAAUAACAUUUAAUAUUACUGUUCUCAAAUUAAACACACAAUAGUUCAAGAAAGGCAAAUCGCUUGCAAACAAAGAGCGGAAAACUGGAAAUAUACUUUGGUUUUAUUUUAAAACUUUA